This is a messenger RNA of Salvia hispanica, 1275 nucleotides long. NCBI's taxonomy places the organism in Eukaryota, Viridiplantae, Streptophyta, Magnoliopsida, Lamiales, Lamiaceae. The record is from RefSeq and is a predicted model, not a curated record.
UUCGCGCAGCACAUUUUCAUCCGAUCAAAGAAGAUGGCUGAAGACUCCAAGCAUGAUCAAGGGGAGCCUCUGACAUCCACAGACACUGAGAUUAAGAAGAUUAAGAAGAUCAAGAAACACAAAGGAGUCCUGUCUAGAUUAUGGGCAUCAGUUUUUGGCUUAGGCAGUAACGACUUCGAAAAGAGAUUGCGACAUAUAUCCAAGGAAGAGGCUGCUGUUCUUUCCAGAAUCGCAAGGCGCUGUCAAACUUCUCGGAGAACCACUAGGCAAUUUAUUAUACUCUCUGUUAUUUUAGAGGCAAUUGCAGUAGUUUACGCAAUGUUGACCACGCGAUCGUUAAACUUGAAUUGGCAUAUAAGGGCAUUGCGUGUCUUACCUAUGUUUCUGCUGCCAGUAGUAUUUUUCGUUACCUACUCAGCGUUUAGAAGCUACACAAAACUGCGUAAGUGUGACGCCAAGGACCACAAAACUUUGGAAAACCUCCAGGCCGAGAGACAGGCGAAAAUCAACGAACUGAAAGAAAAAACAAAUUACUACACAACUCAACAGCUUAUACAGAGGUAUGAUCCUGAUCCAGCAGCCAAAGCAGCGGCCGCCACUGUACUGGCGUCCAAGUUGGGUGCAGAGACUGGCCUGAAAGUAUAUCUGGGAGAUGAUUCUAACCACCCCAUCGCCACUGCCGGAAAUAGCAAUGAAGUGGAAGUUGCAGCAUCUAUCGGACUACGUAACAGAAAGCAGCCCCUCUCACAAACCUACAGCAUGGAAAGUGGAUUCACCGAUCAUUCUGAAGAAGCUAUGCUCACCCUGUCCAGAGUCGAGGGUGUGCGCAUGUCUCAGCCACACGCGAUGGUUGUUGAGCAUCAUCCUCAAUCAGGCCUGCACUCACAAGAUCAUGGAGGCUGGAUUGCUCGAGUUGCUGCAUUGCUCGUGGGAGAGGAUCCUACACAGUCCUAUGCUCUUAUAUGUGGAAACUGCCAUAUGCACAACGGGCUGGCGAGGAAAGAGGAGUUCCCAUACAUCACUUACUACUGCCCCCAUUGCAAUGCCUUGAAUAGGCAAAAGCAGACCGAUGAUCGUCUCUCUGGUACCAUGUCCCCCCCUCUAACCUCCAACGCAUCUGUGGUCUCAGAAGCUGAUGGAGGUUCAACGGCGGAUAAGGCCUCACCGAGCAGUAGUCCAACCGCUGCAGAAAUUUUCGAAAGUUGAAGGUAUCCAUUUCAUGGUUUGUGUUGUUUGUUUGUGUAUCACCUUACUAUCUUAUUUCUUCUCCUUUAU